Musca vetustissima is the source of this 2676-nucleotide messenger RNA. Its product is annotated as aminopeptidase N-like. The record is from RefSeq and is a predicted model, not a curated record. Gene Ontology annotation, cellular component: cytoplasm. Lineage: Eukaryota; Metazoa; Arthropoda; Insecta; Diptera; Muscidae. Gene Ontology annotation, molecular function: peptide binding; metalloaminopeptidase activity; zinc ion binding. Gene Ontology annotation, biological process: peptide catabolic process; proteolysis.
AUGAUUCUCUUUUUGAGACUAUUUUUCGUUUGCCUGUUGUUUGAUGCUCUCUUGGUUGCUGGCACUUACACACAUUAUCGUUUGCCGACUGCCAUUAAACCGGAUAAUUAUCACCUCAAAAUCAUAACACACUUGGAUGAUCCGGAAAACUUCACCUUCAAUGGUGAGGUGACGAUCGAACUCGACAUAUUGGAAGAUACUAAGAAUAUUACCUUUCAUGCGAAAAAUUUAACUAUUGAUGAAUCUCAAAUCGAUUUAAAGAGCCAGGAUGGGGCAUCUCAUUUGUGUUUGGAGGAUAUCGAACGAGUUCCGGAACAUGAUUAUUUCAUUAUGGUAUUGUGUGAGAAAUUACAGAGCGGCAGCAAAUAUAAAUUACAGUUAAAGUUUUCGGGCAAUCUUAGUGAAGAAAUUCAGGGCUAUUUCUUCACAUCUUAUGAAGAUACGGAUACAAAUGAAACUAAAUGGCUUACGGCCACGGACUUUCAACCAACUUAUGCCCGUUUGGCAUUUCCCUGUUGGGAUGAACCUAAUUACAAGGCCAAAUUUAGAAUAUGGUUGGGCCAUAAUAAAUCCCUCAACGCCCUAAGUAAUAUGCCUUUGGACGAACAGAUUCCUCUACAGGGUUUGGAGGACCACUAUGUUUGGAGUAAAUUUCAAGAAUCGAUUAUUAUGCCCACAUAUCUGGUGGCAUAUAGUAUUAAUGAUUUUUUUGCUACAAAAUCUGAAGAGAAUAUUGGUGAAACCGAAUUUCGUGUAUGGAGCCCCAAAGAUAAAUCUGUGCAUUGUGAUGAUGAUGCCGAAUUGAGUCGGAAAAUCCUCAAGUACUUUGAAGAAAUAUUACAAUUACCAAAUCCUUUAAAGAAAAUAGAUCAAAUUGCUAUACCCAACUACCCGAAUGAGGGUAUGGAGAAUUGGGGCCUUGUUGUUUAUAACGAAAACUACCUUUGCAUUGAAUCGUAUACGGAGGAAGACCUUUUUCUCAGGAAAUAUUCAUUUGCAUUAAUUGCCCAUGAAUUGGCCCACCAGUGGUUUGGCAAAUCUGUUACCACCUCAUGGUGGACAGAUACAUGGCUGCAUGAGGGUUUUGCCAGCUAUUUUAGUUAUUUAGCAAUAAGGGAGCUCAAUUCGGAUAUCAAUUCCGAAACAACUCUAACAUUGAAAUUUUUCGAAAUUUUCAAUUUUGAUGCGAAAUUACAAACACAUCCAAUAUCCCAAUUGGUUACAAAUAAUAGUUGGAUCCACGAAAAUUUCGAUAGAUUAAGUUAUUUGAAGGGUUUUUGGAUUUUGAGAAUGGUUCACCUUGUCUUGGGUAAUGAGCGAUUUUUUCGAGCAAUUCAGCAAUAUUUGAAAAUAAAUCAAUAUCAAAAUGUUGAACAAAAUGAUUUGUUUAGAGAAUUUAAUCACGAGUCCAAAGAUAUCGAUCUUAAUAUGACAACAAUUUUGAAAUCAUGGACCCUACAAACGGGUUAUCCAGUUGUGAAAAUUUGGCGUAACUAUGAGAAUGGCUCAAUAGAAAUUUCCCAACAACGAUUCUUAACUGAAUUCACCGCAAAUGCUGAAGAACAGGACAAAUGUUGGUGGAUGCCAUUAAGCUAUACCUCAGCAUCGGAGUCGGAUUUCACCAAUGUUAAUAUAACAUCCUGGCUUGAAUGUGAUGAUCGGAUGAAGAGUAAACCAAUUCGUAUAAAUUGUGAUGCAGAAUCAAAUGAAUGGUUGAUUUUUAACCUCCAAGUAACUGCUUUUUAUAGAGUAAUGUAUGAUCCUCGAAAUUGGCAACUUAUAACCACAAACCUGCUUAGUGAUCAGUACUCAAAAGUUCAUGUUCUAAAUCGAGCCCAAUUAGUUGGCGAUGCCUUUGCAUUGGCCUGCGCUGGCCAUCAGGAGUAUGACAUUGCAUUUGGUAUUUUGGAAUAUUUAAGGCAUGAGUAUGAAUAUCCACCAUGGAAAUCGGCAUAUGCUGAAUUGGAGUUGGGUGCUUGUGCAGCAACACUGAAAUCUUUGCCAAAAUAUCGAAUUUAUUACAAUGCCUUUAUGCGCCAGAUACUGAAGCCACACCUACAAAAUUCAUUUCGUCACACCGAUACCGAUGAUGUCAAGUCUGAUGCGUUACUUUUCAAAUCCAUAAUUUCCACUUGGGCGAAGGACGUAGAACUCGGAAUUGACAUACAAUCCGAUAUACAAUCAUUUCAACAAUGGAGAUCCGUGGCAGAUCCGGAUGUUAACAACACCAUAAGCAUUUACAAAAGAAAUCGGAUUUAUUGUAAAGAUAUAGCGAAUGGCAAUGAAAGCGAUUGGCAUUUCCUGUGGCAGCGUUUCGAAUACAACUCCAACAACAACAAAGAAGAACGAAGAAAAAUUCUACAAGCAUUAAAUUGUACCGCUCGUGAGUUUUGUAUGAAUCACAUCGAAGAAUUGGUGUCAUCAAAAAUCGAUGUUAACUUUUUAUUCGAUCAAAUGGCUUCGAGAAUUAUUUUCAUGCAGGACAUUAACACUCACAUCAAUUUUAUUGAAAAUCAUCGUAAAUAUUUUGAAAAUGUCGACAGUAAAGUUCUGAUGAUUCGUGAAAAUAUUUUCCCGAAAAUUCAAUGGAUUGAAAGAAAUUUAGAGAAAAUAAUAGAAUACCUGCAUAUGCGUUUAUCUCGAAUGGGUGUGAAAAUGACGAAUGAAAUUAAUUGA